Messenger RNA from Oncorhynchus mykiss (rainbow trout), 3160 nucleotides. The record is from RefSeq and is a predicted model, not a curated record. NCBI's taxonomy places the organism in Eukaryota, Metazoa, Chordata, Actinopteri, Salmoniformes, Salmonidae.
ACAUGCAAUUUACACGACACCUAUACUUGGUUAGUAUUCAAAGUGUCGUCUAUCAUACAUCACAUAAACGGUUGUUUGUUUUUAUUUAACAAGCUAACACUUUCCUCAAGAAAUAAUGGUUUAAUCCCAACUUCAUCACUUCAUCAGUCACUCGACCAGUUGCAACAUGGAUACCUGUGCAAAGAAUACAUAUGCUGAUGUAGUCUCUGAAGCAUUAUUUACAUUUCAUCAAGUCAUGUGUAGCAAAGAAACCAUAUAUCAAGUUGACCAUGUGUCCAUGGUUAUGGUCAUUUCUUGGUGUAAAGACUAGUUUACAUGUAGGCUCAAACCUAAUUAUUCACUUGGUUAAUUCCCCUGUAUCCAUGUAGAAUGUUCUAGAACGCCUCUCAAUUGUUAUCAACUUUGCCUGUUGUUAUGGUGACCACAUUCUAAUUUCACACCUUUUUGUUUGUGACAGAAUUAUUCUGGGGUGGAAUAAUUCUGGGAAGAAAACCUGAAGUGUGUUUUUCAAACAUGAAGUGGUCUGUCAGUUAGAGGCAUCGUUUAUUUCAAACAUGAAAUUGUGUAAUGUAUGAGAGCAGUAAAGCCAGGAGAAAAAAAUACAUGAACAUAAUCUUUGUAUCUACCCAGCAGUAAGUAUUUUGACCACAUUGUGUUUUGUGUAAUCACGUUGUAGGCUAUAUGACCCUGUUUUCACUGGUCAUUUGAAAGUAUUACACUAGAUGUUGUAUGUAUUUUGUAUGCCUUUAUAUCUGUUUAUGCUUUGAAAUGAAUAUGAAUACAUUUAUCCAUGUGUGCUCAAGGACAGCCCACUGAAGGAAGAUGGAUAUGUAUGAGAACCUUGGCGUCGUGGGUGAGGGGAGCUAUGGUACAGUGAUGAAGUGUCGACACAAGGAGAUUGGACACAUUGUGGCCAUCAAGAGGUUCAAUGACAAGGAAGAGGACAAAACCAUGAAAAAGGUUAUCAUGAGAGAAAUCAAACUUCUGAGGAAAUUUCGCCAUGAAAACCUUGUGAACAUGCUGGAGGUAUUCCGGUUCAAGAAGCGCUUGUAUGUUGUCUUUGAGUACAUUGACCGCACAGUUCUGGAAGACCUAGAGAGAUAUCCUCAUGGUUUGGACAGCAAGCGCCUCAGAAAGUACAUGUUCCAAAUUCUACGAGCCAUGGAUUACCUUCACACCAGCAAUAUCAUUCACAGAGAUGUCAAACCUGAGAAUGUUCUUGUCUCUAACUCUGGGGUGGUAAAGCUCUGUGACUUUGGGUUUGCCAGAGCCUUGGCACCGACUGGGGAGCCUCUCACAGACUAUGUGGCCACGAGGUGGUACAGAGCCCCAGAACUUUUAGUGGCAGACAACACUUACAGCAAACCUGUAGAUGUGUGGGCCAUUGGCUGCUUGAUUAUAGAGAUGGCUACAAGCAAUGCUUUUCUGACGGGGACUUCUGACCUGGACCAGGUGCACAAAAUAGUCAGCAAAGUGGGGCCUUUGACCCGUCAUCAGCAAGACCUGUACUUCCAGAACCCCAUCUUUGCUGUGGCCAGCCUUCCUGAGGUGCAGCUCCUCAGGGACCCCAGGAGGAAGUACCACAAACUCCACUUCUUAGUGGCUGAAAUAGUGGAUUCAUGCCUACAGAUUGAUCCAUCUCACAGGGCUGCGUGCUCCAUGUUGCUCGUUCAUCGGUACUUCACCAAAGACGGGUUCGUUGAAAGAUUCAUACCAGAGAUACAGGCAUUGAUACAGAAAGAUGCCAAGGUUAACAGCAUGCACUGGAUUCAUAGUAGCUCAUGGGAGCCACCAGAGGACCAAGGAACAGGAGUCUUGUCCUCAUCCUCAUGUAACAGAAAGCCAGUGAAGGACACUGAGAAGGACCGACGUGGGAAGGAGCCUGAGCAGAAGCAUUCUAGGGCAGGCAGGAGGUCAGAGAUCAGGAUGACCUGCAGCCCUGUCUCAUCUCAGACAAACAGACAGCCCUUUACCUCCACCUCUACCUCCAUCCCAGACCCCCCUCAAUCUCAGGACAAGGCUGUAGCCUUUACCAUGCCCCGCAUCAACGCCAGCAACAAUCUUUUUGCUGCUGUCCCCGUUCCAUGCUGUAUGGAAGUCACCAAAUCCCGCACUGAUAAGAUAAAGAGACGGCCGAGCCCUACUGACCUGGCCAUGGGGAAUAGUCAGCUGACUGAUGCCCUGUCUCAGAGUGACAGCCAUAAUAACCUCCAGGUUGAGAUGUCCAGUCUGGCUAAAAAGAAGGUGAAGUCAGUGAGAGACGUGAGAGAUGUGCGCUUCCCUGGACUUCCUGUGUUCGGCCACCAGAUGGAGCUGAAGUUUACAGAUGCAAAGCACUCGAGGAAGGAGCUGAAGAGCAGAGGAAGAGAAGAAGACUCCAGAAUACCAUCAUUGCCGUCAUCCGAUUUCACUGACCACGGAAAUAAGUAGGAUUUGGAGGGAACAGUACUACCAUUGAGAGUUGAUCUGAAUUCUUAACUGGGUCCUGGCACAGGAUUGACUGAAGAUAAUAAAAAUAAUAACAAUAAAUGUUUUAGACACACUUGGUUUUUGUGAUAACAGAGCAUCUUUAACUUCAACAGUUAGAAUAAUGUAUUUUUUUGUUCCACUUUUCAGUACUUUAUCCACUGUGCCCCACCAACCAUUCAAAAAGAAAGAUAUUGAAAUUAAAGAUACCCCCCCAGACUGUUGUUGAGAUUCAGUUGGCACAUCCGCAUUUGCACUGAGUUGCCAUCUUACAGCAACAGCAAAAGUCAGUGGCUGCAUUUCAAACUCAUAAAAGACACACACCCUUGUCCACUUACCCUCGCCCUAUGCCUUUGGGGAAAUCUCCGCGGCCAUAGUUGUCAUCGGUCCAGAUGAUAGGCUAAGCAAGGGAAGUUUGCAAUGUAUCCCCCUUAGCCCUCGUUUUUAAUAGAGUUUGCGAGUGUACAAUUAUGUUCACUUCGGGGCCUGAAACGCCCCAUAAUUAGAUUUGUGAAGAUUGUACAUCCGCUAAUAAAAGUCAGACCAAAACAUAAAACCUCAACGUCAUUAUACAAGUGUAAGUAAAACCGAAUGUAAAUAAGUUAGAAAUUGUGCUACUAAUGCACAAACACGUUUCAUAAAGUAAUUAUGUUUUUGUUUGGUUAGCUUUCGGAAAUGUUCCUUCUUCAGAAGU